UGAAUGAAAUGAAGGAACGCGCUACUAAAGAGCAGUUCGGAGGUCUGCGAUGGGCACGCGCUCGCAGCUGUUUAGAGUUGGUGGCGAUUAGUUCGCUGUAGGGCACAGCCAUGAGCAGUGACGUUGGUAAGAAGAAGGGGAAGGUCCCUGGAGAGAAGAAAGCAGCCAAAAAGAGAACUAAGAGGAGGGAGACGUAUGCUGUGUACAUCUACAAGGUGCUCAAACAGGUCCAUCCUGACACGGGCAUCUCCAGCAGGGCCAUGAGCAUCAUGAAUUCCUUUGUGAACGAUGUGUUUGAGCGUAUCGCCACUGAAGCGUCGCGCCUCACGCAGUACAACCGGCGCUCGACCAUCACGAGCCGCGAGGUGCAGACAGCCGUGCGCCUGCUUCUGCCCGGGGAGUUGGCCAAGCACGCCGUGUCCGAGGGCACUAAGGCCGUCACCAAGUAUACGAGCUCCAAGUGAGGCACCGCUGGUGCCUGAACCCUCCGCAUUCUCCUGUUUCUGUUGAAUUAAACUUGCGUUGUGUGAAACUCGAGUUCUGCUUGACGUCUCCGCUUUGUAAACGCAAGUCUUUAGGGGCACUUAAUAUCAGUGCUUGUGUGGUGGCUCCAGUUGUCCAUUUCAUACGCCAGUUCCACAUGGUGCCCGCUCUGCAGGCGUUUGGUUGGGGGACUUCAGGGUGGGUCAGGUCAACUGUUGCCCCUGUACCGUUAAUUGUGGUCUUGCACACCUUUGUGUCUCUUUAACCAUGUAUUUACAUCUACUUUUCUUCAUUUAGCCAAGUUUUCUCCAAAGUGUCUUUUAUAUGAGAUGUACCUCAAUCUGUGCAUUGUCAGAAAAAGAGGCAGAUGUGUGAUU
This is a messenger RNA of Scleropages formosus (Asian bonytongue), 860 nucleotides long. RefSeq names its product H2B.K variant histone 1 (gene h2bk1). Gene Ontology annotation, cellular component: nucleosome. Gene Ontology annotation, molecular function: structural constituent of chromatin; protein heterodimerization activity; DNA binding. The coding region runs from base 111 to 464 and encodes 117 amino acids. The record is from RefSeq and is a predicted model, not a curated record. The transcript is spliced from 3 exons. Lineage: Eukaryota; Metazoa; Chordata; Actinopteri; Osteoglossiformes; Osteoglossidae.